AUGAUUCGACUUCAUUCAUGUAUUUGUUCAACAUAUAUUUUUAAANCUGUUCCUGCUUCUCUCUGCUUCCUGCAGAUCUUCUGUGUUUAUUCCUACGGAGGAGUUGAGUAUUUGAGUUUAGCCGUCAUGUCCUACGACAGAUAUCUGGCCAUCUGUUGUCCUUUGCAGUACAACGCCCAGAUGAAGCCUGAUAAAAUGGCCACGCUGAUCGUCCUGACCUGGUCUUAUCCUUUCAUAUUAGUCACUGUCAUGGUUUGUCUGAGUUCGUCUCUGCAGCUCUGUGGAAACGUCAUCGACAAGGUGUACUGUGACAACUAUGCUGUGGUGAAGCUGUCCUGCUCCGACGCCGCCGUCAACAACGUCUACGGACUCGUGUCCACGUUCUGCACCAUCGUGCUCCCUUUCAUUUUAAUCCUGUUCACGUAUGUGCAGAUCUUCAGAGUGUGUUUAUGUGGCAGCAAGCAGAGCAGGCAGAAGGCCGUCAGCACCUGCACACCUCACCUGGCCGUCCUCCUCAACUUCUCCUUCGGCGCGACCUUUGAGACGCUGCAGAGCAGAUUCAACAUGAGCCAAGUGCCCCGAGUGCUGCGCGUCUUCUUGUCGCUGUACUCCGUGGCCAGCCUGCCGCUCUUCAACCCUCUGAUGUACGGACUCAACAUGACCAAGAUCCGCCACUCGUGUCUGAGCCUCGGGCCAAAGAGACACAGAUCCACACAGAGCCAGGUGUGCUGA
This is a messenger RNA of Stegastes partitus (bicolor damselfish), 732 nucleotides long. Its product is annotated as olfactory receptor 10A6-like. Lineage: Eukaryota; Metazoa; Chordata; Actinopteri; Pomacentridae. The record is from RefSeq and is a predicted model, not a curated record. Bases 1 to 732 code for a protein of 243 amino acids. Gene Ontology annotation, biological process: G protein-coupled receptor signaling pathway; detection of chemical stimulus involved in sensory perception of smell. Gene Ontology annotation, molecular function: G protein-coupled receptor activity; odorant binding; olfactory receptor activity. The transcript has a single exon. Gene Ontology annotation, cellular component: membrane.